Molecule: messenger RNA, 3375 nt
Organism: Penaeus monodon (black tiger shrimp)
Lineage: Eukaryota; Metazoa; Arthropoda; Malacostraca; Decapoda; Penaeidae
Product: ATP-dependent RNA helicase DDX42-like
Exons: 12
Coding region: 16-2280 (754 amino acids)
Molecular function (GO): RNA binding; ATP binding; RNA helicase activity
Source: RefSeq, a predicted model, not a curated record
CGUUGUGUGCCUGGAAUGCAGAUGUUAGUGUGGCAAACCAUUGCAUAUCUAAUAGAUGAAGCCAGUAUGAGUUACAACAGAGGUCGUGGCUUUGGGUUUGGUGGAUUUUCUUUCAACAAGAAGCAGGAGACAACACCACCCCCACCCAAUGCCACACUCAGCAAACAUGGCUACCACACAAUGACAGCCAUUAGUCAGAAUGCUAUAUCUGGAGGGUGUGGAUAUGGCCAGCCCAGGAAGAGACCAAGGGAUGAAGAUGAAUACUUUGACGAUGAGGAUGAGAGCUUUGAUGGUGCUUACCAGCCAGCUCCUGGAAGUCCUGGACCACAGAGGAAAGAAGAUUCAGAUUCUGAUGAGGAUCCUUUGGAUGCUUUCAUGGCUGGUAUAGAGCAAGAAGUUAAAAGAACAAAGACAAAGGGGGCAACUGAGAAGAAGGAAAUGAAAGGUGUGCGUGACGACAUUGACGAAGAGGACGAUGAAGAGUCUUAUUACAGAUAUAUACAGGAGAAUCCCAAUGCUGGAAGACAACAGGAAGAUAGUGAAGAUGAGAUUGAGUAUGAUGAAGAUGGGAAUCCCAUUGCUCCCAAGAAACCCAAGUACAUUGAUCCGCUACCACCAAUUGACCACUCCACAAUCGAAUAUCAGGACUUCACCAAAAACUUCUACCAGGAGCAUGAAGACAUCGCAGCCCUCACACCUCUUCAGACAAAUGAAUUGAGAGUCAAGAUGGGGAUUAAGGUGACAGGCUUUGAUGCUCCAAAGUUGGUAACCAGCUUUGGCCACUUUGGCUUUGAUGAAGCCCUUAUGAAAGCCAUUCGCAAGUCAGAAUACACACAGCCCACCCCCAUCCAGUCACAGGCUGUGCCAAUUGCUCUUAGUGGACGUGAUGCCAUUGGCAUUGCUAAGACGGGUAGCGGUAAGACUGCAGCAUUCAUUUGGCCAAUGUUAGUGCACAUAAUGGAUCAAAAGGAGCUUGCCCCAGAUGAUGGCCCAAUUGGACUAAUUUUGGCUCCAACUCGAGAAUUGGCACAGCAAAUAUACACAGAAGCUCGUAGAUUUGGCAAAGUCUACAACAUACAGGUUGUCUGUGCUUAUGGUGGAGGCAGCAAGUGGGAGCAAAGCAAAGCAUUAGAAGCUGGUGCAGAAAUUGUUGUGGCUACUCCAGGCAGAAUGAUUGAUAUGAUAAAGAUGAAGGCAACUAACUUACGACGUGUCACUUUCCUCGUUCUUGAUGAAGCUGAUCGUAUGUUUGACAUGGGCUUUGAACCACAGGUAAGAUCGAUCUGUGACCAUGUGAGGCCUGACCGUCAGACAUUACUAUUCUCAGCAACAUUCAAAAGAAAAGUAGAGAGACUGGCCCGUGAUGUCCUCACAGAUCCUGUCCGUGUAGUACAAGGAGAGCUUGGAGAAGCAAACCAGGAUGUAACACAGAUUGUGAAGAUCAUGAACACAGGUGGCCAUAAAUGGAAUUGGCUAAACAAGAGACUCGUUGAAUUCAUGUCUGCAGGUUCAGUUCUUAUAUUUGUUACGAAAAAAGCUAAUGCAGAAGAACUUUGCAAAAAUCUGGUUACUAAAGAGUUUGAAGCUCUUCUCCUACAUGGUGACAUGACACAGUUUGAAAGGAAUGAUGUGAUUACUGCAUUCAAGAAAAAGGACAAGCCCAUAUUGGUAGCUACUGAUGUAGCUGCCAGAGGUCUCGAUAUUCCUCAUAUUAAAACAGUUAUAAAUUUUGAUGUGGCCCGGGACAUUGAUACCCACACACACAGGAUUGGACGAACAGGUCGAGCUGGUGAGAAGGGCACUGCAUACACCCUUGUAACAGAAAAAGAUAAGGAGUUUGCUGGGCAUCUUGUUCGAAACCUUGAAGGUGCAGCACAAGAGGUCCCAACAGAAUUGUUAGAACUAGCCAUGCAGAGCACUUGGUUCCGCAAAUCUCGGUUCAAGCAGAGCAAGGCCAAGGCUCUUGGAGGCCGUGGUCUUGGCUUCAGAGAGCGGCCAGGCCUAGGGUCAACACCAAAUAAUGAAUCAUCAGGAGGUGGAGGGGGAGGAAGUGGAAGUGGAGUAGUCAAUGUUGGUCCUGCAGGUCAGGCAUAUGGAGGAGGGGACCCCAGUACCACAGGGCCUGCAACCAAUCGCCUGGCUGCCAUGAAGGCUGCAUUUCAGUCCCAGUAUAAGAGUCAGUUCACUGCUGCAAGUGCAGAAACAGCCUGGCAUAUGGACAGUAAGACACAGAACCAUCCACCACGAGAACGUAAAAGAAAGUCAAGAUGGGAUGACUGAAAAAUUGGAGAAACUGAAGAUUUGUGCUUGUUUGUGUUCAUUCAUCCCAUAAGUGGAUAUUAUAGUAAAUACUCCAGGUAUCAAUAAAUAAAACCAUGGAUAACAUCACAAACUGACAUUUCUGUUUUACCAUUUCCUACUAAAAUUAUUCUAGAAUAACCAUAACAAAAUUUGAUGAUAUUUCCUUACCUAUGCAAUCCCUUUAAUUUAGAAUGGUGGUUGACUCAAAUUUCUUUGCACCAGUGAUACAGUAUUUAAUACAAGCAACUUUUUGCUACACCUUUUGGUACAUGGACAUAUGAUGAUGGCCUUUGAAAAGUCAGUCUGUGCUGUCUUGUGAUUCUUGAGGCUUGUGAUAGAGAGGUUGCUAGAUCGUAGGGUUUUAGUUCAAAGCACCAAGUCUCCCUCUUGCUGAUAUUCAUGCAAAUACUUUCCAAAAUCCAACAGUCACUGAUUUUAUGAAUUGAUUUCACGCUGAUUUGAUGUUAGUUUCAUCUUUGUUGUCAAAUAAUUUUGAUAUAGGUGUUGUGAGGUUUGUUAUAAAUAUAAGCUAAUGAUAGGUUUUGAACAUCACACAAGGUUAGCGUCAUUUUUAAGCACCACCUGAAAUAUUUUGUAGUACUAUAUUUAAAUUUAAAUUAUUAGAAAAUUAUAGUGCAGACAGUAAUAUUUUCAAAUGGGGGAAAUAUCCAUUCUUGUACACACUGACAUAGAAGAUUCAUUGUUGAAUUACGCAAAAAGUUCCUGUAUAUGGCAUUAUUAGUUUUUGGAAGGGACAAAUGAUUUUAUUGUACAGAUGGUUUGUUUUAUAUCCAUGCUAUUUUCAGCAUUCGUGCAUAUUUUUUGUGCAUAUUUUAUGUGACAUGAGUUUUUACAUGGUCCAGCAUCCUAUUUUUUAUCUCAUUAUUUUCAUACUUUAAUAAUGAUAAUCAUAUAAUGGAACUUAUGAAAUUAGAAUUUCUUACUUUCUGUGUGAGGAAAUUAGAAACUAUUAGUAUAAUAGUCAGUCUGAAGUGCACUGUAAAUAACAUGCAUCCAUUGUAGGAUUUUGUAUAGGGUUGCAUUUUGAAAUUGAAUAAAGUUUUAAAGCUUUGA